AAGCUUCAUGAUUUCAUAACCGGAGAAAAGUAUUUUUGUUCCUUACAGUCUGAAAAGACUUCCACACAAAAAAGAGCUCAAAAGACAGGAACUAAGAGUUAUUUCACUUGCUUUCAGUGUGGAAAGAGUUUCAGUCAACAAGGAAACCUAAACAGGCACAAGAGAAUUCACACUGGAGAGAAGCCUAACAGAUCUCCUCAGUGUGGAAAGAGUUCCAAUCAAAGUGGAAACCUUGAUGUCCACAGGCGAAUUCACACUAUGGAGAGCCUUUUUACCUGCCAACAGUGUGGAAAGAGUUUCACUCGUAAAGAAAGACUUAACAGGCACAUGAGAACUCACACAGGAGAGAAGCCUUUCACCUGCAAACAGUGUGGAAAAAGUUUCAAUCAACAAGGAAACCUUGACAGGCACAUGGAAAUUCACAAUCGAGAGAAGCCUAACAGAUCCCCUCAGUGUGGAAAGAGUUCCAAUCAUAAUGGAAACCUUGAUGUCCACAGGAGUAUUCACACUAUGGAGAGCCUUUUCCCCUGCCAACAGUGUGGAAGCAGUUUCACUAAUAAAGGAAGCCUUACCAAGCACAUGAGAGUUCACAGUGGAGAGAAGCCUUACAGAUCCCCUCAGUGUGGAAAGAGUUCCAAUCAAAAUCAAAACCUUGAUGUUCACAGGCGAAUUCACACUAUGGAGAGCCUUUUCCCCUGCCAACAGUGUGGAAAGAGUUUCACUCAUAAAGGAAGCCUUAACAAGCACAUUAGAGUUCACAGUAGAGAGAAGCCUUACACCUGCCCUCAGUGUGGACAGAGUUUCAGACAACCUGGAAACCUUAAAGUCCACAUGAGAGUUCACACUGGAGAGAAGCCUUUCACCUGCCAAUGUUGUGGAAAAAGUUUCAGUAGACAUAAAACUCUUGAAGUCCACAUGAGACUUCAUACUGGAGAGAAGCCUUUCACCUGCACACAGUGUGGAAAGAAUUUCAGUCAACGUGUACAUCUUGAAGCUCAUAUGAGAAUUCACAGUGGAGAGAAGCCUUUCACCUGCAAACCGUGUGGAAAGACUUUCAGUCAACCUGGAAACCUUAAUUACCAUAUGAGAGUUCACACUGGAGAGAAGCCCUUCACCUGCCAAUGGUGUGGAAAGAGUUUCAGUCAACAAGGAAACCUUAAUUACCACAUGAGAGUUCACACUGAAAAGAAACCUACUGGAAAGAAAUAAAACCUUUACGCCCUCAGGCGAAUUCACACUAUGGAGAGAUUUUUUUUUUUUUUUUUUACCUGCCAACAGUGUGGAAAGAGUCUCACUCAUAUAAAGGAAGUCUUAACAAGAACAUGAGAACUCACACUGGAGAGAAGCCUUAGAUGUGCCCUCAGUGUGGAAAGAGUUUCAGUCAAAAAUCAUACUUGAAGUCCAUAUGAAAAUUCACACUGGAGAGAAGUUGCAACCAAAAGUACCAUAUGAAGAUUUACUCAAGAGGGACCUGUUUAAAUGUCAUUAGUGUGGAAUGAGUUGUACAGACAAGAAAAGCCUAGGAAUCAUGCAGGGACAUCGGAGAGAAGCCUGUCAUGUGCCAUCACUGUGGAAAGACUUUCAGAAACAAAGCAAAUCUUGAGUUUCACAUAAGUUAGAUGAUGCAUACCAUCUU
Molecule: messenger RNA, 1636 nt
Organism: Sinocyclocheilus anshuiensis
Lineage: Eukaryota; Metazoa; Chordata; Actinopteri; Cypriniformes; Cyprinidae
Product: gastrula zinc finger protein XlCGF7.1
Exons: 1
Coding region: 259-1209 (316 amino acids)
Biological process (GO): regulation of gene expression
Cellular component (GO): nucleus
Source: RefSeq, a predicted model, not a curated record